This is a messenger RNA of Pochonia chlamydosporia 170, 714 nucleotides long. RefSeq names its product acetyltransferase (GNAT) domain-containing protein. The record is from RefSeq and is a predicted model, not a curated record. NCBI's taxonomy places the organism in Eukaryota, Fungi, Ascomycota, Sordariomycetes, Hypocreales, Clavicipitaceae. Bases 1 to 714 code for a protein of 237 amino acids. The transcript has 2 exons. Gene Ontology annotation, molecular function: protein-N-terminal-alanine acetyltransferase activity; protein N-terminal-serine acetyltransferase activity.
AUGGCUCCUGAAACCUUUUACUUUGGCCAACCGUGCCUAGAAAACGGCACCGUGAUUCUCAAGCCUUUCGACCCAAACAUUCAUGUAUCGCAGUUUGUCCAGUCUAUCAAGGACAAUCCAGAGAGUUUCAAUCUCACACAACUUCCCCCCUCAAAGACGGAGGAUGAAUUCGUCGACUUCUACAACACAACCUUUAAGAGGCCGAAAAACUGCCUCUACGCAAUCUACUACAAGGAAACGUCGCCUGAUGGACCCGAACCUCCAAGUACUUACGCUGGAACGAUUGCACUGGCCGGUACUAGCAAACAGGACGCCGCCACAGAACUUGGCAUACUCUUGUUCCCAAGUUUCCGGAAGAAGCAUAUUGCAACGAAUGCUGUCGGACUCAUGUUGCUCUGGCUGCUUGAUCCGCCUUCUGCUGGUGGACUGGGUUUCAGGCGCGUCGAGUGGCAAGCUAAUGUUGAGAAUUCGUCUUCUCGUAAACUUGCUCUCCGUCUGGGUUUUGAGCUCGAAGGCAUCAAGAGGUGGGCUCGUGUCGUUACAGACUGUGAGGUGUCGGUGUCGGCGGAUGCACUUGCGGAGAGGAACGGUACUGUGAAGGAACUUCCUGGGAGGCAUACGGCCAUCUAUUCGAUUGUAUGGGAUGAAUGGAGUGAGAAGCGUCCUGCUAUUGUGUCGCUGGUUGGAGAAUUGAAGAUGACAUGCCAGUCAUGA